AUGGAUCUUUCAAGUCCUGAUAAUCUUCUAAAAAUGUCCAAAAAGGGUAAAAGUAUUAUGAUGUUUGUGGAUGUCAAUCCACAACUUUCAGAAAAUGAAGCUGACAGUAUUCUACGCAUUUGGCAGAGUAGCCUACAAAAUAAUCACAUUAUUGCUGAAAGGUAUCCCAUAGACCAAAAGAGAGCAAUAUUUAUGUUUAGGGAUGGAGCACAAGCUGUGGAUGCCAAAAAUUACCUCAUUGAACAACCCGAAUGUUCCCAUGUAACAUUAGAAGGUCAAAACUAUGUUGGAAAACACGCCUCUAAGGAAGUUAAAGAUAAACUAGAAAAAAUGAAACCUAAGGGCACAGUAGAGAAAACAGAGUUAUAAAAUUUCUGAUAAAAGAAACUCUUAUGUGCUAAAUAUUCUUGUGUUCAAGACUAUAAAUGGCGUACAGAUCGUUUUUCCAGUGAUAUGAGAACAAAACAUAGUUUAUUAUUGCAUUAUACAUAUAUUUGUUACUUUUAUUAAUAAAAAUCAAUUUUUUAUGAAUAUUUUGAUUUUUUUAAAAUAUAUAACACUAUUUGAAUUUGGUGGUUUUUCAAAUUAUUCAUAACAAUGCAUAAUUGCUUUACAACUCCAAACUUAGCUGUAACUCAAUAAAGGUCAGGCUCUAUUUGAUAAUGACAAAGUGCUUUAACCUCUGAUACAAAGUUUGUAUAAAUUCAACCAAAGAUAAGUUAAGAUAAAUGAAUUGCACAUUUUUUUGAAGCCAUCAUUAUCUGACACUCGUACGAUAUAUCAAAUACAUAUAAGCAUGUGCUGUAACAGAUUUGCAUUAUGUUUUGAAUAAUGCUACACACAUCUUGAAAGACUAUUCUUAAUAACUAGUGUUUAAAAAUCGUUGCAUAAAAUUAAUAAAUUUUAUUCCCUUCAAUUACUGAUUUUGUAAAAGAUAACUGAUAUAAUUUUUUACAAUUAAUAAGCUGAAAAACGGAAGAAAUGACUGAAACAAUAGUGAAAAUUAAUGGUGUACCAACAGAAAUCAUUGUCUAUAAUCAUGAGGUUGAUGAAGGAGUUUGCGUCAAUAGUGGAAGAAAAGAUGUUGUGAUAAUUAUAACAGGAAAUCAUGGUGUUCCAGGAUUUUAUAAAGAAUUUGCUGCAGUUAUUCAAUCAAAGUUGCCAAAAGAAGUACCAAUAUGGAUAAUAGGUCACGCAGGACAUACCAAACCACCAGAUGAUCUAAUUCACGAUUUUCCAGAUUUUGAAAAAGAGAAGCAUUUAUAUGAUAUGAGUGGCAACGUACAGCACAAGAUAGAUUUUAUCAAAAAAUUUGUACCACCGGAUGCAAAAAUUCACAUAAUUAGUCAUUCUAUUGGAAGCUGGAUAAAUUUAAAAUUGUUAAAAGAAAGUAGCAGCAUUGCCAACAAAGUCGUCAAAAGUUAUUUACUUUUCCCUGUAAUUGAAAGGGUGGCAGAAACACCUAAUGCGCGUUUUUUUACGAGAACAAUUUACAGAUUAAGUGCCUUCAUCAUUUUUUUAUCUAGCUUUUUCGCUCUCUUGCCUUCUCUAAUACAGAUCUCUAUAAUUCGAUUAGUUAGCUUAGUUUAUUAUAUACCAUCAAGUUUGAAUAAUUCCAUAAUGAAGAUGUACCAUCCAGAAUCUCUGAAAAGACUUGAUUUAAUAAUAGCUCAAUCACUGAAGUACGUAAGGGAACGCGAUGAUGCUGUCAUAGCCCAACAUAAGGACAAACUUUUCUUGUAUUAUGGUGUCAACGAUGGUUGGUGUCCUUUAGAUUACUAUGAAGAUCUCAAAGCCAAGCAUCCAAAUAUAGAUGCUUGUUUGUGUGACCAGGGUUUUGAUCACACUUUUGUGUUGAAAGAUGCCAUUGGAGUUGGAAAUAUGGUUGGAGAUCUUAUCAACAAGUCAAUUUCAUCAAGAAAAAACUGAUUUUUGUAAUUUAUAAUGUUAUUUAUUUAUGCAUCAUUUUGACUGUAUGAGGCAAAUGUAAAUGUAUAUUAUAAUAGGUGUAAUAAGAAACAAAAUAAUGUUAAUUUAUCAAUAAUCAUAUUUUUAAUGAAAC
Nasonia vitripennis (jewel wasp) is the source of this 2062-nucleotide messenger RNA. RefSeq names its product LDLR chaperone boca (gene boca). Gene Ontology annotation, cellular component: lipid droplet. NCBI's taxonomy places the organism in Eukaryota, Metazoa, Arthropoda, Insecta, Hymenoptera, Pteromalidae. Gene Ontology annotation, biological process: lipid storage; protein folding. Bases 982 to 1929 code for a protein of 315 amino acids. Gene Ontology annotation, molecular function: lipase activity. The record is from RefSeq and is a predicted model, not a curated record. The transcript is spliced from 5 exons.